AUGCCUUCUUCCACCUUUCUCGAUCGCCCGGUCCUAAAAGUGAGCCGACCCGUUGCGGCCUGCUUAAGAUGUCGCACUGCCAAGAUCAAAUGUGAUGGAAAGCUUCCUGCCUGCUCGGCUUGUGAAAAGGCUGGCAAGGCUAGUACCUGCUCGGGUGCUACUGAUGAGUUCGCCAAGGGAAAGGAAAGAAGCUAUGUUGCAUCAUUGGAAGGCUAUUGCGAGAAACUAGAGAAACGUCUUGCUGAGCUGCGGCGUCGCAAUGAACUUCAAGGCACGAAUAUCAAUAGUGGACAAGAAGUGCCGCAAAGUUCCAUCACAGCAUUUGCCGCCGAAAACAGUAGUUCAAAGGCUCAUCGCAAGGAAGUAAGAGAUAUCGAUGACCUAGUGGGCGACUUUGGCUUUCUAUCGGUCAAUGCCACAUCGCGGGAUUUCCAUGGCAUCACGUCAAAUGUGUCUUUUGCACAGCUAUUAUUGACGUUAUCCACAAUAAAGCCACUCCCGCAAAUAGCCCAUCAGCCAUUACCUUCUAGACAAGAAGCAACGAGGCUUAUUCAGUACUAUUUCGACAAUAUAUUGAUACAGUUACCACUUUUCACCGAAACUACUUUUUGGACUUCUGUAGAGGCGGUCUAUCAAGAUGGAGGCCGGUUCGCGAAGCCAAUUGAUCAAUGGAUGGUCUAUAUGGUCCUUGCCAUUGCAUCUGCUUCUUUAUGGCACCAACAACCGAGCGUCAAUCAGCAGUUCGCUCUGUCAAUGGUAUCGGCAGCAAUUCCACUCGCAGGAGAAGUAUUACAACCUGGUUCGAGUCUUGGUAUCCAGGCAAUCCUUCUUCUCGCACAAUACUCUCUAUUCAAUCCCGAACAUUUUCGUCCUCGUUACUUAGUUUUUUUUGCGUCUCGAGUCAUGAUAGACCUGGGACUUCAUCAAGACCCACCAGCAGAAGUGGUUGUCGACAGAGAGCGUUUGGAGCAACGCCGACGGCUAUUUUACGCGCUUUAUACUUUAGAUCGGAUCGUGUGCACGUCUUUAGGGCAUACUUUUUCGUUUUCCGAUCUCUCCGUUGAUGUUGACCUUCCAAUCGUUCGUGUGCUUCCUGGCGAUUUACCCAAUGUAAAUGUGUUCAUGAAAAAAUCGGACUGUACGACACAUAUGAUCAAGAUUCGCCGAAUUCUAUCAAAGGGCUACCAGCAGAUGUACUUUGAUGGACGAGAUCCUGUGCCUAACGCGCUAGCUCGAACGUGGAAACUCUGUGCAGAUGCGCGAGAAUGGUAUAAUGAUGCACUGGCGACCACGACAAGCUCAUUUGGUCUCUUGUACCGCCUUGAGCUACUGUAUUGCACAAUUAUGUUUUUGUCGCCCUCAUUUGGCGACCCGGAUAUUUGUAAUUUUAGCCGAGUUGUGCUUCUUGACCGAUGCAUUGACUAUGUCAGCCAGCUGCAUCAAGUAUUGGAACAGCCAGGCAGCCUUCCUUUCAUGACAUUUGUGGAUAUUAGACGAAUUUGUCAAGUCGGAGAUCGGCUGGUCAAUAUCUUGGAUGAAAGUUACGAUUUGCUCUUGAGCAAUGAGCUGCCUGAGCCACCAGCCGUUCCUCCAGGCACACCCGAACCUCCUUAUCUUGCCGUGGAAGACCGGAUCAAUUGUCGCUCACGAGCCGCAAGGUGUCUGCAGUAUAUAAUUGAUAUUCUACACCAUGGUUGUACCAGAUGGAAUAUGCGUGAUGAAUUGGACAAUUUCGUGCGGAAGUCGAUGGCAAUCAGGCAACGAUUGUCUCCAGAAGGAGGAUCGUCUAAAGUGGGCUCGCAAGUUCCGCCGUAUACCUACGCCUCACAGGGUGGAUUGCCUGCCAGUGACCAUUCAACACUGCAAACCUACCCAAAUCCCGGUCCUACCUAUCAAUAUCAGUGA
This is a messenger RNA of Talaromyces marneffei, 1905 nucleotides long. RefSeq lists its product as uncharacterized. The transcript has 3 exons. The coding region runs from base 1 to 1905 and encodes 634 amino acids. Gene Ontology annotation, molecular function: sequence-specific DNA binding; DNA-binding transcription factor activity, RNA polymerase II-specific; zinc ion binding. Lineage: Eukaryota; Fungi; Ascomycota; Eurotiomycetes; Eurotiales; Trichocomaceae. The record is from RefSeq and is a predicted model, not a curated record. Gene Ontology annotation, biological process: DNA-templated transcription; positive regulation of transcription by RNA polymerase II.